CUGUCUCUCGCUGAUGCGGCCGCGCUGAGGCCGAUGCGGGCGCCGCCAUGCCGCGCUGCCUCAUGGCCAAGAAGUGGAAGGCGGCCCCGGCGGCGGAGCUGGCCGACGAGUCCGACGAGGAGAUCGACGUGGUCGGCGAGGGGCGCGGCCGCAGCCCCGCGCCCGCCGCCACCGCCCCGGGGCCUUCGCCCAGAGACCCCGAGCCGACGCUCCUCUACAACGGGUACACCGAAGAGCAGCCUUCCACACAGUUCACCGCCCAGCUGCCGAGCGAGGUGAGCCCGGCCGCCGCCGGCCCCGGCCCCGCCCCUCAGCCGGCGCCUCAGCCUCUAUCCUAUGCCCUUCUGCAACUGUCCCCCGCCUCCGACUCGACAGACUCGCCCUUCCUCCAGGUUCAGCUCCAGUCUUCACCUGUCUCCCCUCCCCCGCCACCGGCGAGCGGCAAGUCCAUCUCUAUGUGCUACACCAGCACCGGUGCCCUUCUCUCUCUGCCACCGAAGAAGAAAGACAUCUAUCGCCCCUACUGCCUCGGCAACCGCGCAGCACACCUCAACCGAGCCGAGGAAGACCUCAACGCUGCGCAUGCGAUCCUCGACCUUAGCCAGCAUCCCGUAUUCCUCACCCCGCCGCGCGCGGAGCCGGCGCCCCCGGAGCCGCAGCCGAGCGCGCCGCCGCCGCCGCCGCCUCCCCCACCGCCACCGCCCGAGCCUCCUGCGCAGGAACCACCCGCUGAACGACCGCGGGAAACCAUCGCCUACACCUACGACGCAUUCUUCGUAAGCGAUGGAAGAUCUAAACGCAGAAACUAUGCAAAUGCGCCGGUCGAAACUGUACCACAACCAGAACCAAAGUCCAAGUAUACGUGUAGCGAAUGCGGAAAACGAUAUGCGACGUCAUCAAAUUUGUCUCGACACAAGCAGACGCAUCGCAGUCUAGACUCAGUGGCGGCUAAGCGCUGCGGCGAGUGCGGCAAAGCCUACGUGUCCAUGCCGGCGCUCGCCAUGCACGUGCUGACGCACCAACUGUCACACGUGUGCGGCGUGUGUGGGAAGCUGUUCUCGAGACCGUGGCUACUGCAAGGCCACCUGCGGUCCCACACCGGUGAGAAGCCGUACGGCUGCGCGCACUGCGGUAAAGCUUUUGCGGAUCGUUCUAACUUGCGAGCACACAUGCAAACGCACUCAGCUGAUAAGAACUUCGAAUGCACGCGAUGCCAUAAAACUUUCGCCCUCAAGAGUUAUCUGAACAAGCACCAGGAGUCGGCGUGCGUUCGCGACGAGGACGACGAGGAGGAGGAGGAGUCCCCGUCGCCGGAGCCGGGCGCGCCGGUGUCCGCGUCCGGCUAGGCGGGGCCGGCGCCACACACCAGGGACCGUAACCACCGCCGUAAGGUUUACAACUAAACAUAAAGUAUUAAUAUGAAUUUAGCUUGUUAGCGUAAUUUAAAUAUACAAUAUGAAACAGGAGCGAGCGCGUCGGGCGGGCGCCUCUGACGCUCGCCGGACGCGCCGCGACACAAUCGAGCAACGUUUCGCAUACAACGAAUCACGUACGACCCCGUAGAGCCGCGGCCACCGCGGCCGCAGGCCGUAGCGUCACACGUCCCGAUAGCGGUUAAUUUAUUAUAUAAAGUGUACAUAUUCGUCGAUAAAAUAUACCCUUAUAUACAUAGAAGUAUUGAAAUAUGGAUGAAAACUAAUAUCUUUUGUAGGUGAUUUUUACAACCGCAAAGUAGGUUAGAGAGUAUUAGGGAGUAAGUUUAGCGUCGAGAUGCGAGAGCCGAGCGCCGAGCUCGUGGGUGGAGGGCAGCCUCCUCCGUCUCGGUGAGGAACUUGCCAAAACUUUCCGUCCGAAGCUCCGCACACACGCCGCCGCAGCGCCGGCAGCGCGGGCCCGCGACAGUGCCUUACCUCCCGCCUCGCUCGCUGCCGUCCGCCCGUACACACGCACCGACGCAUAUACCGACCUUCUACACCCUUGUCACGUCUCAUAUUCAAAUAACAACAAAUUACAACAUAUUUUAUAGUCCCAAAUUUUGUCAUAAAUCUAACAACUAAUAUACGCCUUUCGUGAUUUUCCUUAAACCUAUUCGUUUGCAGAAUUAAUAAUUAUAAGCAGUCAAGUCCAUACAUUCAAUUCAAAAUUUAAUGGAAAAGAAAAUCUGAACAAACAUAAUGUUCACCCCUAGGGUCUGAUAAAUUGGUACAAUGAACCCAAAAUUACGGAACCAG
Messenger RNA from Trichoplusia ni (cabbage looper), 2231 nucleotides. Its product is annotated as transcriptional repressor scratch 2-like. The record is from RefSeq and is a predicted model, not a curated record. Gene Ontology annotation, biological process: regulation of DNA-templated transcription. Bases 48 to 1346 code for a protein of 432 amino acids. The transcript has 2 exons. Lineage: Eukaryota; Metazoa; Arthropoda; Insecta; Lepidoptera; Noctuidae. Gene Ontology annotation, molecular function: RNA polymerase II cis-regulatory region sequence-specific DNA binding; DNA-binding transcription factor activity, RNA polymerase II-specific.